GUGAGACUCGGAUAAGUUCGUAAGAUGCGAUGGUUCGAUAGGCUGGCGUAGUAGGGGUGAUACAGAAUUCAGAGGUGUCGCAACAGUCUGCGUUGUCGGAGCAGUCGGACGUGGUGGUUGGUACGGUGUGGUGUUUCUUCGCGACGCGUUGAAGAUAAAGAGGGAAGGUGACUCGUGUAAGGUAACAAAACAUAAAAGUGUUAAACAUUAAACGAUGAUCGCGUGAAAUAAUAAAUUGUUGUUCGUCGUGUUGAAUCACGGGAGAGGACGUUUUACGAAGAGAAACGGGGGGGGUAAACAUGAUUAGUGAUAAUUGGUGGCUGGACUCCCGGUUAUUCUUCGCAAGUGUUUCGAUGGUGCGAUGCAAAUCGGUGCUCUUGCUUUUAAUUCUUCUGACGAUCGUCGUGGCUGCUUAUACUGAAAGUCAAGGACCAUCUCCAGAGUUCAGCAGACACACAUUAAUCAAACCACAAGUAUACCAUGGUAGAUCGAAAAGACAGAUAUCAACGACCAAUGAGAACGACAUUGAGCACGCAGAUGUGUUAACGGUUGGCUUCGAAGUGGACGGUGUCAAACGUAUAUUAGAUUUACGAUUGAAUACCGAUCUAAUACCAGUUGGUUAUCAACAACGUUAUCAGCAUAAGGGCACGUACAAAGUUCAUACGCCGUCGAAGGUGGAACUCUGUCACUACCAAGGUAGCGUACGUGACGUUCCUGGAUCAUGGGUAGCCUUGUCCACUUGUAAAGGUUUACAUGGUGUCAUCUUCGACGGUGAAAAUCUUCAUCACGUUCAUCCGGAAAAGGAUACCUUGGACUCUAACCAUUAUCUCUAUAAACAGGAUGACCUCGUCGCCAAUAAGAGUUGUGGUUACGAGGGAACACCGCACAACGUUCUUGACCGUCAACGUCGUGAAACAAAAAGAUUAUCAAGGCACAAAAGGGCAACCGAAUCUAUCAGAGGUCCUUACAAUGCCAACAGACAAUCGCGUUACGUCGAGCUUGUUUUAGUUAUCGAUAAGAAAGGAUAUAUAGCACUUGAUGAGAAUUUGGAUAAGGUGUAUCACCAUUGUAAAAAUAUCGCCAAUAUCGUUAACGCUCUGUUCAUGCCACUUAAUAUAUUCGUCGCAUUGGUGGGCGUUCAAGUGUGGACUGAUGCCGACGAAAUAGCUCUCUCUCCGAAUGGCGACAACACGCUUUCGAAUUUCUUACGAUAUCGCAGAGAAAAAUUAGUACAUGAUAUGCCGAACGACAAUGCCCAGUUAUUAACGCGAAUACAAUUCGAAGGUGGAGUCGUUGGCAAGGCAUUAAAGGGGCCGAUAUGUACUUACGAAUUUUCUGGCGGUGUUUCCAUGGAUCAUUCUAAUGUAGUAGGCUUGGUAGCCGCCACAGUAGCCCAUGAAAUGGGACAUAACUUUGGCAUGGAACACGAUACUGCUGAUUGUGAAUGUCCAGAGGAUAAAUGUAUUAUGGCUCCGUCAAGUGGAUCUUUUGGUCCGUCACAUUGGUCAACUUGUUCCUUGGAACAUUUAGCAUUAGCUUUUGAACAUGGUAUGGAUUAUUGUCUGAGAAACAAGCCUCAAAAACUUUUUGACAGUCCUAUAUGCGGUAAUGGAUUUGUCGAACCUGGUGAACAAUGCGAUUGCGGUCUCGAAGAGAAAUGUGACAAUCCUUGUUGCAACGCGACGACUUGUAUGCUAUAUACCAAUGCCAGUUGUGCGACUGGGGAAUGUUGCGACCUGAAAACUUGUCGACCCAAAUUGGCUGGCACAGAAUGCCGAAGCGCUGAACAUGAAUGCGAUUUACCAGAGUAUUGUACUGGUCAGAGCGAAUAUUGUCCGGUAGAUGUCUUCAAGAUGGAUGGCGAAUCUUGUAGCAUGGGGAAGGCGUUUUGUUAUCAAGGCUCUUGCAGAACUCACAACGACCAAUGUAAAUUACUUUGGGGUCCCACAGGUGCUUCUUCAGACGCUCAAUGUUACGACAUGAAUAAUAAAGGCUCGAAACUUGGAAACUGCGGUUAUAACAGGAUAGAAUCUAGUUACGUCAAGUGCAGCGAUCAAAAUUUAUUAUGCGGAAUGUUACACUGCAAACAUUUGAACGAAAGAUUGGAAUUUGGUAUGGAAUCUGUAGCGAUACUAAGUCAUUCUUUCAUUAAUAACGGUGGGAAAAUAAUACCUUGUCGUUCGGCUAUCGUUGAUUUGGGAUUGAAUCAAGUUGAUCCUGGCUUGGCACCCGAUGGUGCUAAGUGUGCACCUGAGAAAAUGUGUGUUAAUCAAAAAUGUAUGCCAAUUGCUGAUCUGAGAGCAUCCGUAUCUGGUGGCAAAGCAUGUCCUAAUAAUUGCAGUGGUAAUGGAGUUUGUAAUAGUCUUGGUCAUUGCCAUUGUAAUCGUGGAUUCAGACCACCUGACUGUACUCAACCAGGUGUAGGUGGUUCAGAGGAUAGUGGCCCAGCCGAAGAUCCGAACGCGAGAAACGAUUUCAUAACAGCCAUUUACAUAAUUUUCUUGGGUGUGGUACCGAUGUUGGCUCUCUCAUCAAUUGGAGUUUGGUACGUGAGAAACUCCGGUCAGCAUUGGAAAAAGGGUGCAUUAUCUACGAACAAUCGGUGCCACAAUGGAAUGUCGAUAAAAACGAUCGACCGUUCUAGCCCUAUGCCACGUAACAUCGAAACGAUCGACUGCGGUCUCACUCAGGAUCCAGCUUGCGCGAGUCUCCUGCCUAAAACAGAGGUCGAUGCGCGUUAUAACAACAACUUCUUUGGCCAAUUUAAAGGGUUCACGAUAACGCCUAUACAAAAUCAUUCGAAAUUAUCCGAACCAACAAAAUCAGCACCGCCACCGCCUAGCGUUCCUACCGUAGCGAUAAAGACGAAUAUAAAGGCCAAUCAGAAAACGAAUACGAUACGAAAUCAAUCGUCGGCUGAGCCGUCGGAAAAUGUUGAGGAUAAUAAUAGUAAUGCGCCAAAAUUGCCACCAAUGAAUCCAGGUUCUACGGCUCGUCCAUUGAUAAGUAGUCCCGUUUUGGCAGCGACAACUUGUACAUCCGUAGAAUUGGUACCAUCUAAGGUGCCAACGAGAGCAGCUCCAGAGAUACCAACUAGAAUUGCACCCCCACCGCCUGUUUUAUUUUCCAUUCCUAAACCUCAAAGACCGAACAGUACUCCCUUGACAAACCUGAUCGUCGAAGCCGAACAGAAAAAAAUAGAAAAGGGUAGUACGUUAAACAGGUUGGCAUCUAUGUUGAGAUCAAGUUCCAGCGUUACGAGAUCGAAUUCUCAGUCGUCUCAGAAGGAUGAAAAAAAUAUGAAUUCUUUGCCGAGGAAUCAGCAUCUCAAGGCGAAUAAGGUGAUGGAUAAAGAGAUAUUGAGAAACUUGGAAAUAUCGAAUCCCAUACCGCAAAAGGAAAUUGAAAUCCCGACGCCUGUUAUUCCUGUAGUGUCGGUAAAUGAGGCUGAAAAGAAGAACGUUGUCAUGCGAGCUCAAUCUAUGAGAGACGCUAAAGUUACGUCUAGACCGGCAAUACAUACGUUUGGUUCUAUGCGUCAAGCUACACCUAUUGUUAAAAGACCAACCAGCAUACCGGCGAGUAUCAGACCAACCUCGCCUCCUCCUGGGCCACCUACCGCCGUCAUUACUUCGGAAAAAGAAACGUGUAACGACAUAAAGAUACCCGGGUUGCCUGGUUAUCAAAAUCCACCUGUUAAAUCUCAGCAACAAGUACAACCGGCCAAAUCGCUCGAGGACGUUUACGACGACUGCAUGAAUUUAGUGUCCGCCCCGUCUCUUACAAAGAUAAUGGAGGAAUCGCCAUCGAACGACAAUAUUUAUGCGGUUAUCGAAGAGUCCAUACCAGAGAAGACAAAGAAGAACGUCGAAACGCAUAAGAACGAUACGGAGAACGAAUACAAGUCACCGAAACGCGUGGAACCUACGUCUAAUCUCUCAAAUGCCGGCUUGGAAUCGAUGGGUCUUUUAUCGGAGAUAGUAUCGGAAAUUUCAAAUAGAAACUUCGAUUCUAUAUAUUCGACCUCAACGUUGGCACGAAAGAAAAAGGAAAAAGACGAUAUUGCCAAGGUGAACGAAAAUUUAGGAUCGAACAGUUCUCUUGGUGCUUAUAUGAAUUCUAAUCAUUACAAAUCACCUGGCAGCGUAUACUCGAACUCGCCAUCUGGAAAAUUUAAUUCGUCGAGUUCGACGACAAGUUCUGGUUAUCUAAAUCCGUGUGCAUUGAACGUACCGCAGUCGGUCAAGGAACGUUUAACGAAGGAUACAUCGAACGAUAAAGAAACGAGCGAAAUUUCACCGUUGCUAACAGCUAGUAGUCGUAACUGUAACGUGAGCGAAGAAAUGUCGAAAGAACUUGGUAUGAAUACGAUAGAAAAACCAUUCGUUACCACGAGCGAUCGUUCGAGCUCGAUAAUAUCGACUAGCAACAGAGUGAUCGAGAAAAAGGAGGAAGGCAAAAGUGUUUUAGGGAAUAAACCGUUGCAAUUGAGUAGAACGAAAACACCACCGAGUCUUAACAAAGCCCAUGCGUCUACGAGAACGAACAAACAAAACAGUUCCGAAAUAAUCUCUUCGAAAUCUUCGUCUGUUCAAUUGUCUCCCGAUGGUACCAACAAUACCAUGAAACAUAAUUUAGAAAAAACUACGAAGAACAGACACGUGCCAAUACAAAAUAAAACCAAUGGAAAUAUUAAUAAGCAUCAAAACAAUAUCAUAGAUAAUAAAUUAGACUCAAGUAAUACGAGUGUUGUUAACGCGUCAUCCGUUAAAAGUGUGCCUUUUAAUACCAAUAAGGAUGAUACGGGAAAAUUAAAUAGCCCGGAUUUAGUAUCAAGUUGUUCGAAUUCGAAUCAGAAUAGUACGAAGUCGCCAGACGUUUUAGGAAAUAAUCCAAAAUUAGUAUUAGCUUCUAAAACGGCAAUACAAAAGUCAUCGACGUUUUCGAGAAAUACGAAAGCACCGGCAAUGCCGAUGAAACCGUUGAGCAUAGUAUCGAAGGCUGCCAGCUUAACGGAGAAGAAAAAAUCUCCGUCGGGCAACGUUAAUGUUAUUAAAUCGUUUUCAUCGACCGCAUCAAGAGAAAAUAAUUCCAAAAUAUCACCUACCAAUGCCACAAACGCGACAACCACCACGACUGCUACCAUAACGAAACAUUCUCCGCAAAAGGAUACGAAAACUAUAACAGAUUCGACGAUUAAUCCUGUUCAAAGAGCUGCCAAUAGUAAAUCAAACGUAGCGUCGUUGCAACAAAAAUUCGAAGCUAAUAAAAACAGUAAUUCUACAAGAGUUUUGUCUAAUGUUAAUAAUAAGAAAACACUUGGCAAAGCAUCCGAUGGUUUGACAGCAAAGAAAUAAUUUUCAUUGAUAAGUAUUUAUAUCAUUGAGAUCGUCGAUUUUUAACGAUGAAGAUACAACUUUUUCUUCUUCUCCUUCUUCUCCUUCUCCUUCUUCUUCUUCUUCUUCUUCUUCUUUUUGUUUUUCUUUGCUUUUCAAAUUCUAGUCCAUCAAAUCGGUGAAUUGACGAUCUAACGAAAUUUAUGCGUGCGAUAACUAUGAAAGAUUGUUUCUUUUCUGUAUAUUCUAUGUAUAUAUAUAUAUAGAUACAUAGAUACAUACAUACAUACAUACAUACAUGCAUACAUGCAUACAUGCAUACAUACAUACAUACAUACAUACAUACAUACAUACAUACAUACAUACAUACAUACAUACAUACAUACAUACACGCGCGUGUAUGUGUGUGUGUACGUAUAUAUAUAUAUACACACACACGCGCAUACAAAUAAAUGCACAUUGCAAAAAAGUACAAGAAAUGGUUUUGUUCCGAAGCUCAAAACGAUUACAUGCUCGAUGAACAAAAACGUUAUAUUUUAGCAUGAAGGCGUUCAACUUGAACGUGUCUUCCUAAGUGAAGAUAGAAAUACGAUAUAUAUAUAUAUAUAUAUAUAUAUAUAUAUAUUAUUAUUAAAAGUUGUAAAUAGUAGGAUACGGUAAAAAUUCUAAUAUUUUUUGUAGAAAUUAUUGCCAUAAAGUUCGAGUGUAUAUAAUGCCAGUAAUUAUUAUAAGGCAGUAAUCGAUGAUUACUUUCAUGAGAAUGCGGAGGAUCCAUUAAUUGUUAAUUAAUUAAUUAAUUAAUUAAUGAAAAAAAAAGAAAAAAAAUGAGAAAAUCGAUUUCUCUUCAAAGUCGAUAAUAUAUACAUAUAUUUUCUGCGUUCCUGGGAUCAUGUAUUAUGAUGCUUCUACAAAUUCCUGCAUUUAAAUAAACGAAUAAACAAAGAAAAAAAAGUAAAGGAAAGAAGAUUACAACAACAUGAGGAUGAAACAUGGAAAAUUUCUUCGAAUCAUUAAAACGUGAAAUUAUUCAAUUCUGUGAUAUAUGUAUAAAGAAAGAUAUGUAUUAAUACCUAAAAAGAGAUAAAAAUGAUUCCAACAAUGAUCAAUUUGAAAAAAUUAAUGUAAACAGUGGACGUAAAUUUUACUGCAAAUACAGUAGAUUUUGAAAAAAUUAGUAUAUAACAAAAUGAAAAACAAAAGAAAAUCAUGUGUUAUCCGUACAACUACUUAUUCAUGAUAGUAGAUUAUGAUGUUUUUUUUUUUAUAUAUAUAUAUAUAUACAUAUAAGACUAAGGACUAUGAUAAAAAAAAAAAGAAAACACUGUCCUAGGUCGUUAGGCGAAAGUUAAAUAAGAAAUUGACUAAAUUUAUCAUUUUCUAUCGUAAUAAUAUAUUUAGUUAUAUAUGUGUCGAAGAAUGAACUUGUACAAUACAUAUACUAGAAUCAGUAAUAUUUUUAGUAGCUAAUGAAUAAGUGUAUAUGUUUGACAGGUUUAUUUGAACGAAAAAAAAACAUUUUUUUUUAUUUAUUUAUUUUUUAUUCUUUUUUUAUUUUUUCCAAAGAGAAGAGAAUCUGGUCAUGAUAAUAUGUAAAUACAAUUGUUAAAAAAAGAACGAAACGGAUCGAGAGAAUUCAAUUGAUCAUUAUCAUCCAUUUAGACAUAUUUUAUUUAUAUCAUAUACAUGACCAUUCUUUUUUCUUUUUUUUUUUAUCGUCCUUAAAAAGGAAAAUCAUCUUAUGACUGAUUAUCAAAUGUUGUUGUCGCUUUAAUUGAUUGCAUAAUUGCUCGUGUCUAGACUUUUACAAAAUUACAUUUUAGGUGGCUUCUCUUUUUUUUUCUUUUUUUCUUAUAAAAGAAAAAAGAUCUUCGUAUGCCUGUAAUGUUAUUGUCCUUGUCGCCAAAAAGAAAAAAAAAGAAAAAAAAAAAAGAAAA
This is a messenger RNA of Vespula vulgaris, 7270 nucleotides long. RefSeq lists its product as uncharacterized. Gene Ontology annotation, biological process: membrane protein ectodomain proteolysis. Gene Ontology annotation, molecular function: metalloendopeptidase activity. NCBI's taxonomy places the organism in Eukaryota, Metazoa, Arthropoda, Insecta, Hymenoptera, Vespidae. The coding region runs from base 300 to 5357 and encodes 1685 amino acids. The transcript has 13 exons. The record is from RefSeq and is a predicted model, not a curated record.